Messenger RNA from Passer montanus (Eurasian tree sparrow), 1384 nucleotides. It is a transcript of the gene TRAPPC14, whose product is annotated as trafficking protein particle complex subunit 14. Gene Ontology annotation, molecular function: alpha-tubulin binding. Gene Ontology annotation, biological process: cilium assembly. Gene Ontology annotation, cellular component: TRAPPII protein complex. The record is from RefSeq and is a predicted model, not a curated record. Lineage: Eukaryota; Metazoa; Chordata; Aves; Passeriformes; Passeridae. The transcript has 9 exons. The annotation marks the transcript as partial.
UUCUCCCAUUUUUUCCCCAUUUUCUCCCAUUUUUUCCCCAUUUUCCCCAUUUUUCCCGUUUUUCCCAAUUUUCCCGUUUUUUCCCCCAUUCCAGCUCCCCGUGGACGACCCCAUCAUCUCCCAGGACGAGGUCAUUUUCCCUCUCACCGUGGCCCUGGACCGGCUCCCGCCCGGCACCGCCAAGGCCAAGAUCGUGGUGACCGUGUGGCAGCGGGACACGGAGCCGCCGGAGCUGCAGGAGGGGACAGGGACAGGGCCAGGCCAGGGGACAGGGACAGGGACAGGGACGGUGACAGGGACAGGGACAGGGACAGGGCCAGGGGGGUACCUGAGGCUGCUCCAGGGCCGCGCCCCCGGCCAGGUGUUCCGCCAGCAGCACGGGGCCUUCAAGGCACAAGUGUCCACGCUGCUGACGGUGCUGCCACCCCCCCGCGUGCGCUGCCGCCAGGUGACCGUGUCCGGCAAGUACCUGACCGUGCUCAAAGAACUUUGGGGACAACGUGGGGACACCGUGGGGACCUUGGGGAUGUGACCCGUCCCCUGAGCGUCCCCGCUGUCCCCUGAGUGUCCCCGCUGUCCCCUGAGCGUCCCCGCUGUCCCCCGCAGCCACCACUCCGGGGAGGUCCCCGUGGGGGCGUUCUGCCGCGUCCCCGGGUGCCACUCGGGGUGGCCGUGUCCCCUGAGCGCCCUGGAGGAGCAGAACUUCCUGUUCCAGCUGCAGGCGCCCGAGCGGCCGCCCUGCGACACCAAGGAGGGCCUGGAGGUGCCGCUGGUGGCCGUGGUCCGGUGGUCGACACCGAAGCUGCCGUUCACCAACAGCAUCGUCACCCACUACCGGCUGCCGAGCAUCCGGCUGGAGCGGCCGCGCUUCGUCAUGACGGCCACCUGCGAGUCCCCCGUGGUGGCCCUGCAGCGCUUCACUGUCACCUACACCCUGCUCAACGACCUGCAGGACUUCCUGGCCGUCAGGCUGGUCUGGACGCCCGAGGCCACCGCUGGGAAGUCGCGGGGCUCGCUGGACUCCGUGGUGUGCCACACGCCGCUUAGAAGUGGGGAUGGGGACAAGGGGACAAGGAGAGGACCCCAACUGGCAAUGCUCCCAGUAACUCCCAGUGUGCCGCAGCUGUCGCAGCACAUGAAGCUGAAGCUGCAGUUCACGGCCAGCGUGAGCAGCGCCCCGGCCGAGGCGCGCCCCGUGUCCCGCCGCAGCAGCCCCAGCUCCCCGGCCGUGCGCGAGCUCGUGGCCGGCCUGGGCCGCUCCCAGUCCUUCUCCCACCAGCAGCCCGCCCGCAGCCACCUCAUGAGGUCUGGCAGUGUGAUGGAGCGCAGGGCCAUCACGCCCCCCGUGGGGUCCCCCGUGGGCCGCCCCCUGUACCUGGGGUGA